AUGUGGUAUCAUGUGUUGAAAUUGGAUCCCGGUGGACUUAUUAUAGACACUGACGUCGUGUAUAGACAGGAUUCCUGCAUAAGGACUGAGGUGGUAGCCCGUCGUUCGGACCUGAAACUGAUCGUAACCUCAGCCACAAUGGAUUCCAGCAAGUUUGCUACGUUUUUCGGCAACGUCCCGACGUUCACGAUACCUGGACGAACGUUUCCAGUUGAGACUUUCUUCGCUAAAAACGUCUGUGAAGAUUACGUGGAUGGAGCUGUGAAGCAGGCUCUUCAAAUACAUCUUCAGCCUGAUGAAGGUGACAUACUGAUAUUCAUGCCUGGUCAGGAGGAUAUUGAGGUCACAUGUGAGGUAUUAACAGAAAGGCUAGGCGAUCUAGACGCAGCCCCUCCGCUCACUGUACUACCGAUAUAUUCGCAACUACCCGCAGAUUUGCAGGCGAAGAUCUUUCAACGCGCACCGCCGGGUCAACGGAAAUGUAUCGUCGCUACCAAUAUUGCCGAGACAUCUCUUACCGUGGAUGGUAUAAUGUACGUUAUCGACUGUGGCUACUGCAAGCUGAAGGUAUACAAUCCACGAAUCGGUAUGGAUGCAUUGCAGAUAUACCCAGUGAGUCAGGCAAACGCUCGCCAGAGGGCGGGUCGUGCGGGUAGAACGGGGCCCGGCAAAGCCUUCUGCCUCUAUACACAGAGGCAGUUCCAACACGAGCUUCUGCCCGCCACUGUACCCGAAAUACAGAGAACUAACCUGGCUAACACCGUGCUGUUGUUGAAAUCGCUUGGCGUUGAAGAUCUUCUGGCGUUCCACUUUAUGGAUCCGCCGCCUCAGGAUACGAUCCUAAAUUCUAUGUACCAGUUGUGGAUUUUGGGCGCGCUAGAUGGUACUGGGGCGUUGACACCACUCGGGAGGCAAAUGGCUGAAUUCCCUCUUGAUCCACCUCAGUGCCACAUGCUUAUAGUCUCUGCACAGAUGGGGUGUAGUUCAGAAGUACUGAUUAUAGUAUCGAUGCUGUCUGUGCCGACGGUGUUUUACCGCCCACAAGGGCGUGAAGAGGAAGCCGAUUCUGUUAAAGAGAAGUUCCAAGUGCCAGAGUCGGAUCAUCUCACACUCUUACAUUUAUACAACCAAUGGAAGAGUAAUAACUAUUCAAGUUCCUGGUGCACUGAACACUUUGUGCACGCGAAGGCGAUGCGCAAGGUGCGCGAAGUGCGACAACAGUUGAAGGAUAUUUUGCAGCAGCAGCGACUACCUCUCGUCUCUUGCGGUACUGACUGGGAUACAGUUAGAAAGUGUAUUUGUUCAGCAUAUUUCCAACAAGCGGCCCGCUUGAAGGGCAUAGGCGAAUACGUGAAUUCUCGUACGGGGAUGCCGUGCCACCUCCAUCCAACCUCAGCCCUCUUCGGCCUCGGCAACUCGCCGGACUACGUGGUGUACCACGAGCUGAUGAUGACGAGCAAGGAGUAUAUGCACUGCGUGACGGCUGUAGACGGCAGGUGGCUGGCGGAACUAGGACCUAUGUUCUUUUCGGUCAAGGAGACUGGGAAAACGAACCGCGAUAAACGCAAAGAAGCAGCCGUUCACUUGCAACGGAUGGAAGAAGAGAUGAAAGAAGCUGAACAGAAGAUGGCAGAAGAGAAGAAGAAAAAAGAUCAAGAUGUUCCCAUUAAGCAGGAAGUUGCUACGCCUGGAUUAGCCACGCCGAAGAGGACGCCGCACCGGCUUGGUCUAUAA
Molecule: messenger RNA, 1734 nt
Organism: Leptosia nina
Lineage: Eukaryota; Metazoa; Arthropoda; Insecta; Lepidoptera; Pieridae
Source: the annotation of a GenBank genome assembly